Molecule: messenger RNA, 1542 nt
Organism: Trifolium pratense (red clover)
Lineage: Eukaryota; Viridiplantae; Streptophyta; Magnoliopsida; Fabales; Fabaceae
Product: very-long-chain aldehyde decarbonylase GL1-9-like
Exons: 3
Coding region: 377-1144 (255 amino acids)
Biological process (GO): lipid biosynthetic process
Molecular function (GO): oxidoreductase activity; iron ion binding
Source: RefSeq, a predicted model, not a curated record
UCAAACACGUUUUGUUUGAGUGAAAAGUGAAAGAAUAUUAUUAGGGCAAAAAAACCCAAUUACAAAACAAAACCAAUAAUUCAAGUUCCAAAUAAAAAUUCAAACUUUUGAAGAUUUUGGAAUCUCACAACUGUCACCAGAGUUUAUCCAUUAGGAUUUUAGCUCUUCUAGAUCUGAUCGACAAUUCUGCGUUUUCUAGCUCAAAACUCAAAAGGGUUUCAUUCUUCAAACUCUUUUCAUCAUCUGGGGGUUUUGAAGGAACUUGUUCAAGUUGAGAUCUUUAGCUGUAAUGCAGCUUUGACUUGCUGCUUUUGAUUUUUUGGUUUGGAUUAUUUUUGCUUAAAAUUGAGCAGUUUUUCACUUUUAAGCUUAUAUAAUGGUUUUCUGGGAAGAAUAUGUGAGUGAUGAAGUGAUGGGAACCUUUGCCCCUAUUGUGGUUUAUUGGAUAUAUGCUGGAUUUUAUCACUUGCUUCCGCCUCUAGAUAAUUAUCGGCUGCAUACUACGAGAGACGAGGAAAAGAAGAAUUUGGUUCCUUUUAAAGCAGUUGUGAAAGGUGUUUUGCUUCAGCAGCUUGUUCAGGCAAUUGUUGCACUGAUCUUGUUGACGACAACAGCAAAUGCAUCAGGGGUUACAGUGCAGCCUUCUAUGACCAAGCAAAUUAUUCAGAUUGUUAUUGCGAUGUUUGUGAUGGAUACAUGGCAGUACUUUGUGCAUCGGUACAUGCAUCAGAACAAGUUUCUAUACCGCCAUAUCCACUCCCAGCAUCAUAGACUGGUUGUUCCUUAUGCAAUAGGAGCCCUGUACAAUCACCCUAUUGAGGGUCUUCUACUUGACACCGUCGGUGGAGCCAUCUCAUUUCUUGUCUCGGGGAUGACUGCAAGAACAGCCGUUGUAUUCUUCUGCUUUGCUGUUGUGAAAACCGUCGACGAUCACUGUGGACUGUGGUUGCCCGGCAAUAUCUUCCAUUUAUUUUUCCAGAAUAACACGGCAUAUCAUGACAUUCAUCAUCAACUACAAGGGCUGAAAUACAAUUAUUCUCAACCGUUCUUUCCUAUAUGGGAUAAAAUUCUUGGGACAUACAUGCCUUUCAAUCUUGUAAAGCGAGCCGAAGGGGGUUUUGAGGCAAAGCCUGCAAAGGACUAGUUACAUUGUAAUUGUGUUAUGGUGCUGUUUUUCCAUGGAACCAGAGGCUUUACUGCGAACACUUAUCGAGUUGAUUGGAGCUUAGCUGGUUUUCUUGGUGGCUUGACAAUGUUUUAAGAUCAUCAUCAUCAUCUUAUUACAAUAGGUUUUGCCAAUCCACCUUGUGUAGCAUAACAAUGAUGUGGUGGUUAAUGAGAUUUUCAUUAUUAUGAUUAUGAUGUACUUACAGUAACAUUUUUUUAAGGUGUAAGAUGCUAAGAGUAUCAGUUUUUUUAGCUACCAUAGUUGCUUUUUCCAUUGCUACUUGUAUUACAUUUAAUAAGUUCAAGUGUGGAUUAUAUACCUUUAUUAUAAGACAUCUUUCAAAUUUUCAAUGGCAUUAAUUAUAUUUUUACCAA